AUGGAGUCCAUGAUGUCCAACAUCGGCCCGGCGUUCUACUGCUACAACCCAGAACAGAGCAUGGCCGCCCGGCAGCACAACCACUUCAUGCAGCACCACCAGAUGUCGUACGCAGUGCCUACUCUGCCGUCAACACCCAUCUACUCGCGGCCAAAUUCGUCGUGCUCGCAGCAGCAGAUGCAGAUGCAGCCGCUCAGAUCAAUGACCAGUGUGCCGUCGAGCAUCAUGGCCCCCAUGCCUUCGCCGCCGGCAACAUCUUCGGCCAUUAUCAACGGCCACAUCAUGCACAAGCCGACUAUCAUGCUGGAGACUGAGCUCUGCGACGCCGAUGGCCUGCACUAUCCGUCCACACCGCCGCUGUCGACGGUGUCCAGCGCGAUCAGCAGCCCCGGCAGCUGUGACAUGCUGGCCACGCCGCUGAACCCCAUGUUCUCAGGGCUGGACAGCUUCCGCAACCUGAAGGAGGCGUGCCCGACCGACUUUGUGCCCGAUAAUGGGUCCAUGACUGGAUGGAGCUCUUCACCUCCGCUGACACCUGUGUUUGUCCACUCCCACGCACAACAGAUUCUGCCUAUUGACAACUCACACGCGCCCAUCUCGGUGCACAACGAGCUGCUUUCCGUGUCUGCUUGCCCUUCUCUCUCACCUUCGCCUUCCCCGUACCCGAGAUCCAUUGCAUCUGAGCAGGACAACGAUUUCUGUGACCCUCGGAACCUGACUGUCAGCGCGGUCGACAGUGAUCUGUCGACAGAAUUCUCUACUCUGCACUCUGAUGUGGAUGACGACUAUUCCUUGAAGACGGAGCCGCUGUCGCCUGAAGCACAUGGUGUGGCUGUCUGUGCUGUUGACUUUGAGCAAUCUCUUGUGCACGGUGUUACUGGCCUGGACGACUUUCCGGAGCUGGAGUCGGAGGAUGACUUUGUAAAUGGGCUGGUGAACCUUGGUGGUGAGCUGUCUGCUAUCUCUGCGGGAUCUCCGUCCGCGGACCUGGCCAGCCGGUCACGCUCCAGCUCUUCGAUCUCGGCGAACUCGGACUUUGAGUGCGAUCAGUUUUUUGACACCUGGGACUCAUCUCUGGAGAUGGAGGCCCAGCAGUCGCACAAGCGCCAGCGGACAGUGUCCACCGGCAUGAACAUUUUCACGGCCGCGUCAGACUCUGCUGGCUCGAAUGAGGUAGAGCAGGUGUCCAGUGUUUCGGACGAGCAGAAUGACUCGUCGGACAACAACACAGACUCGGCAGGAUCUGCCAGCCCAGAGAACAUGGAUGGCAACAGCAACACGCCGAGCGUUCCGGUUUCGACGAACCGUCGGGGCCGCAAGCAGUCGUUGACUGAGGACCCGUCGAAGAUUUUUGCAUGCGACCUUUGCAACCGGCGGUUCCGCCGACAGGAGCACCUCAAGAGGCACUACCGGUCUCUGCACACACAGGAGAAGCCGUUCAGCUGCCACGAGUGCGGCAAGAAGUUUUCGCGGUCGGACAACCUGGCGCAGCAUGCCCGGACACAUGGUGCAGGUGCUUUCGUCAUGAACCUGUACGACGACGCGGAGAUUGUGGCGGCGGCAACAGCAUCGUAUCCGCCACACCCCAUGUAUGCGCAGCAUGCGGCUGCCAUGGGCGAUGACUUCUCCAACAUGGGACGGGUGCUGUUCCAGGUGGCUGCAGAGAUCCCGGGCAGCGCAAGCGAAGUGUCAUCAGACGACGGCGGUGAUGGCCAGGGCAAGAAGAAGCGGAAGCGGUCUGAGUAA
Molecule: messenger RNA, 1746 nt
Organism: Grosmannia clavigera kw1407
Lineage: Eukaryota; Fungi; Ascomycota; Sordariomycetes; Ophiostomatales; Ophiostomataceae
Product: c2h2 transcription factor
Exons: 2
Coding region: 1-1746 (581 amino acids)
Biological process (GO): regulation of transcription by RNA polymerase II
Molecular function (GO): DNA-binding transcription factor activity; RNA polymerase II cis-regulatory region sequence-specific DNA binding
Source: RefSeq, a predicted model, not a curated record